UGGUCGUGACGUAACACCUUCAAAAAGUCAAACACAGAUAUAUUAUCAUCGACGAAUAAUAUUCGCUUCAAAGAUUACACAAAGUUGUAAUAAAACCACCGCUGCAGUCCACCGAAAGUAACCCACCAUGAGCACGCAAGUAACCAUAGAUCAGCUGGACAAGGAUCAAAUAAAAUCGUUCUCCGAUUUUCUCUUAUCAUACAACAAACUGUCAGAGCUAUGCUUUAGCGACUGUGUGAAUGAAUUUACUGGUCGUACCAUUUCCGACAAGGAAGACAAAUGCUCACUCAAUUGUAUGGAGAAGUUCCUCAAAAUGAACCAGCGGAUUUCCCAGCGCUUCCAGGAGUUCCAGAUGCUGGCGAACGAAAAUGCCAUAGCUGCGAUGCAGAAGCUCAGUGGGAAGUAAUUUCCUUCGUAAAAUAGUAGCGCGAAGACGGAAUGUUUCGUUUAAUGUUAAAUCUAUUCUUAUUUUCGCAAUAAAAUUGAAUUCCUUAUACUAUGAAUAA
Molecule: messenger RNA, 506 nt
Organism: Toxorhynchites rutilus septentrionalis
Lineage: Eukaryota; Metazoa; Arthropoda; Insecta; Diptera; Culicidae
Gene: Tim9a
Product: mitochondrial import inner membrane translocase subunit Tim9
Exons: 2
Coding region: 128-406 (92 amino acids)
Source: RefSeq, a predicted model, not a curated record